AUGGAUGAUGGAGCAGAGUCUCUGAUGACUGUGCAUCUCCUCACCCAUUUGGGACGCUCACUCCCUCUGCAGCAAACUCUGGAUCGGCUUCUGGAGUGGCUCUGCCUGGACAUUCGCCUUUUCCUGGUGUCAGAGCGAGUUCCUCCGCUGAGAUACUACGAGAGAUACCACAGGAGGAGCUGCAGCUUUCCUGGAAUAUCCAUCCUCCUUUUCCUGCACGAGGACUUGGGAGAAGAACGCAUCAUCCAGGUGCACGAGCAGUUCCAGCGCCCUCCCUGGCGGUACCAGCGUGCCCAGUUUGCCAAUUCCCGCUGUGCCCCAUCCCAGCAGGAAUUCUACGGGCUGGAGGAGCAGCUGCCCGUGUGGGGCAUCAGGCGGGUGCGCCACGGCCCCGAGAUCCUGCGCGUCACCCUCCACUGCAGCUUCGACAACUACGAGGAUGCGGUGAGGCUCUACGAGCUGAUCCUGCAGAAGGAGGGCACCGUGCAGAAGGGCACCCUGUGUGUGUUUGUGCUGCACUCCAGCCCGCACGUGGCCGUGCAGCUGUGCCUGAAGCAGCUGCCCAUCGGGGUGACGGCCGAGCCCCCCGACUCGGCGGCCCUGCAGUUCAGGGUGCAGGAGAUCGGGCAGCUGGUGCCCCUCCUGCCCAACCCCUGCGUGCCCAUCAGCAGCACCAGGUGGCAAACACAGGACUAUGAAGGAAAUACGAUUCUGCUCAAGGUUCAAAGCAGCUCCAGGACCCUCGAGACAAACAUCGGGCUUUCCCAGCAGCAUGACAGUACAGGCAGUGGAAGAAUCCCGCAGGACUGUGUGCCAGCCCCUCUCGCUGUCAAACAGGGUGAUCCUGGGCGGAGGAGCCAGGAGGUCAGAGCUGCGAAGGGUAAAACCAAAUGUGCCCCAAGUGAAGCCGCCCUCGGCUGUGAGCGGGCGGGCAGUGACCUCCAGAGGCCCCUGCGCUCCGCUCCCGGGGCGGCAGCACCGCAGCAGGGCCGGGCAGCGCUGUCGCUGCGCGGGCGGGCGGGCAGGGCCCUGCGGGCUGCUCCGGCCGACAGCCGCGGGCAGCGGGGAACCGAGACCGACGUGGACACCGGGCUGGCCGUGCGGAGCGGCCGCCGCCCGCUGAGCCUGUUCCCCGGGGCCCUGCGGAGCAGCCUCCGCCCGCUGACGGACCCCGGAGCCGGGGCUGCCCUGCCCGCACCGCGGGCCAGCCCGGCCCCGCCAGCAGCGGACGAGGAGCAGGAAUUCUAUAUAUGA
Molecule: messenger RNA, 1254 nt
Organism: Agelaius phoeniceus (red-winged blackbird)
Lineage: Eukaryota; Metazoa; Chordata; Aves; Passeriformes; Icteridae
Source: RefSeq, a predicted model, not a curated record